Messenger RNA from Hibiscus syriacus, 1514 nucleotides. Its product is annotated as cell division protein FtsZ homolog 1, chloroplastic-like. The record is from RefSeq and is a predicted model, not a curated record. Gene Ontology annotation, cellular component: microtubule; cell division site; chloroplast. Gene Ontology annotation, molecular function: GTPase activity; GTP binding. The transcript has 9 exons. Gene Ontology annotation, biological process: microtubule-based process; chloroplast fission; cell division. The coding region runs from base 41 to 1285 and encodes 414 amino acids. NCBI's taxonomy places the organism in Eukaryota, Viridiplantae, Streptophyta, Magnoliopsida, Malvales, Malvaceae.
CCCUUCAUUUCACCCUUUUCUUCUUCUUUUCCUGUAAAAAAUGGCGACACUUCAAGUAACAAACCCAAAGGAAUUAUUAUCAUUAACUUCUUCUUCUUCUUUGUUUUCUUCAAGACUACGUUUUUCUUCAAAAUAUCCAUUGAAGAAAAGCUUUUUGAGGACACGUCACCGUUUUGGAGGGAUAAGCUGUUCCUUCGCUCCUAUGGAAACCGCUAAGAUAAAGGUGGUUGGUGUUGGUGGAGGUGGCAACAAUGCUGUUAAUCGAAUGAUUGGUAGCGGUUUACAGGGUGUUGAUUUCUAUGCUAUAAACACGGAUUCUCAAGCACUACUACAGUCCGCUGCUGAGAACCCACUUCAAGUUGGAGAACUUUUGACUCGCGGACUAGGGACCGGUGGAAAUCCACUUUUGGGUGAACAAGCUGCAGAGGAAUCUAAAGAUGCCAUUGCAAAUGCUCUUAAGGGAUCAGAUCUCGUCUUUAUAACUGCUGGCAUGGGUGGAGGCACUGGGUCCGGUGCUGCUCCAGUUGUUGCCCAGAUAGCCAAAGAGGCUGGCUAUUUGACUGUUGGUGUGGUAACCUAUCCCUUCAGCUUUGAGGGGCGUAAACGAACCGUGCAGGCACUGGAGGCCAUCGAAAAGCUGCAAAAGAAUGUUGAUACUCUCAUAGUGAUUCCCAAUGACCGUCUGCUUGAUAUUGCUGAUGAGCAGACACCUCUUCAAGAUGCUUUUCUUCUUGCUGACGAUGUUCUGCGCCAAGGGGUUCAAGGAAUUUCAGAUAUAAUCACGAUACCUGGAUUGGUGAAUGUGGAUUUUGCAGAUGUUAAGGCAGUCAUGAAAGAUUCUGGAACUGCAAUGCUUGGGGUUGGAGUUUCCUCUAGCAAAAACCGUGCAGAAGAAGCGGCAGAACAAGCAACUUUGGCUCCGUUAAUUGGAUCAUCAAUUCAAUCAGCUACUGGUGUGGUAUAUAAUAUUACUGGAGGAAAAGAUAUAACCUUGCAGGAAGUGAAUAGAGUGUCACAGGUUGUGACAAGUUUAGCUGAUCCUUCGGCUAACAUUAUAUUUGGCGCUGUUGUUGAUGACCGUUACAAUGGGGAGAUACAUGUGACUAUUAUUGCUACGGGCUUCUCACAGUCGUUUCAGAAGACACUAUUAACUGACCCCAAGGCUGCAAAACUGAUUGACAAAGUUGCAGGAGGACAAGAAAGAAAGGGGAUGUCCUUACCGGUCAAACCAUCGUCACCUUCAUCGGUUCCAUCUGCAUCACCUCCUCGAAGGCUAUUAUUCUAAUUUCCUUGAUCUCUUCUUUCAUAUACCUGCAUUUUGCCAUAAGUUGUGUAAAGAUAUUCAAGCUUACGAGUAUUAUUAGUUGCUAUUUGUUUUAUCUGCUUGUGUUCCCCUUCAAUAAUUAAUGGGUUUGGAGUAGUCCAAAAUAGAUGUGUCCAUGCUUGAAUCCCAAACUAAUAUGAAGAUAUGAACCUGAAAUGCUUCUAGGUAUGAGGAGGUGAAUGUUAUCACA